UUAGACUACACCCUCUCCAUACCAACAACGGCAACAACGGCAAACCAUCGCCGACUAUCACCACCAGACUUAUCAUCGAUCAAUCGUCAAUUUAGAAAUGCCGGCCUACCACUCCGCCUUUCUCCAGGACACGGAUGUCCGUGUCAUCGGUAACUUCACCCUCCUCCCCCUCCGCACCCGCACCCGCGGGCCAGCAUACACUCUAUCUCCGCUCCCGGCCAACAUAACCAACGACCUGGACAUCGACCCGGACGGCGAGCACUAUGACAUCCUAGACGAGACGAUAACCCUCUUCCGCGCCAACACCCUCUUCCGCAACUUCGAGAUCAAGGGCCCCGCCGACCGUGUCCUCAUCUACGGCAUCCUCUUCGUCUCGGAUUGCCUGAGCAGGAUCAAACCCAGUAUGAGCUUGCGGGAUUCCGAAAAGGCGCUGCAGACGGCCGCGCUGGACCACUUCGCACUCCCGGGCGAUCCCGCGUUCCCGCUCAACGCUUUGUACCAGCCACCCAGGGACAGGAUGGAGGCUGAGGCGCUUAGGGGAUAUAUCAGCCAGAUGAGGCAGGAACUGGUUAUCAGGCUGUUGAACAGGGUAUAUGCGGACGGGAGUGGGAAGCCGAGUAAGUGGUGGUUGAGCUUCACAAAGAGGCGUUUUAUGGGAAAGAAUCUGUGAAUGCACAAUACACGGUUGGGUGGGGUGAUCAAGGACUUAUUCAUUUAGACGAAUUGGGCGUGUGUGGGGCAGAAUGCAGUAUAUCACUUAGUCAAUCAGUGGGAUACCCGUAUCGUGCCGUGCACAUGCCUAUAGUACGCUGUCGGCCACCAAAAAUCCCUUCAAAAGGACAUUUCAUUCAGAUAGAAACGCCAUCCCCGAGAAACAAAAAAGUUCUUCAUGAUCCUA
Messenger RNA from Tuber melanosporum (Perigord truffle), 898 nucleotides. RefSeq lists its product as uncharacterized. Gene Ontology annotation, cellular component: Arp2/3 protein complex; cytoskeleton. The coding region runs from base 98 to 670 and encodes 190 amino acids. Gene Ontology annotation, biological process: Arp2/3 complex-mediated actin nucleation; regulation of actin filament polymerization. Lineage: Eukaryota; Fungi; Ascomycota; Pezizomycetes; Pezizales; Tuberaceae. The record is from RefSeq and is a predicted model, not a curated record. The transcript is spliced from 4 exons. Gene Ontology annotation, molecular function: actin filament binding.